AGGCCGGAUCCUCACGUAGGCCGAGGGUUUUUCGGUCAUUCAGCCGCCCUUUUUGCUUCCUGAUGCCCUAAAUUUCACGCACGCUCGCAGGAAAGGGAACAAACUCGCCCAUUUCUUUCCCCCUUGUUUUUUCUUCUCAAAUCAGAUCCCACGCCUCCUCGCGCCUCUACGGAGUAGGGUUCGAAACAUCCUCCGAUCAGCGCCGGGAUACCCUCGUAUCCAGCUAAUCUCGUCCCGAUUUGAGCGUUUUCUUUUUCGGAUCGAACCCUAAAUCUUCGUUUUGCGUGUUCUUGAUUGCGUCGGGCGGUCGAUUUGGAGCAGUGAUGAAUCCGCGAGGAAGAUAUCCUCCCGGCAUCGGCAACGGUGGUGGGGGGAACUAUGGAGCUAACUCUAAUUACUAUGAGAGAAAUCCCCAGCUGCAGCAGCACUAUAUUCCGAGGAAUCAAAUACAGAGCCACCAGAAUCAGCAAUUCCAACAGCAACAGCAACAACAGCAGCAAUGGUUGAGAAGGAAUCAAAUGGGAAGCAAUUCUGGCAGCAGCGCGGCAGCUGCAAAAUCUGUUCAACCUGAUGCCGUUGAUUCCAGUUCUCAAGAUUGGAAGGCACAGUUGAAGAUACCACCACCUGACACACGUUACAAGACUGAGGAUGUUACUGGAACUAAAGGAAAUGAAUUUGAAGACUAUUUUCUGAAACGGGAGCUGCUUAUGGGGAUAUAUGAAAAGGGAUUUGAGAGACCUUCUCCUAUUCAGGAAGAAAGCAUUCCAAUUGCAUUAACUGGCAGUGAUAUUCUUGCCAGAGCUAAAAACGGGACUGGGAAAACAGCUGCUUUUUGCAUUCCUGCGCUGGAAAAAAUUGAUCAAGAUUAUAAUGUCAUUCAAGUUGUUAUAUUGGUUCCCACUCGAGAAUUAGCACUUCAGACAUCGCAAGUUUGCAAGGAACUUGGAAAAUAUUUGGAGAUUCAAGUUAUGGUCACUACUGGAGGAACCAGCUUGAAAGAUGACAUUAUGCGUUUGUACCAGCCUGUACAUUUACUUGUUGGAACCCCAGGUCGCAUACUUGAUCUCGCAAAAAAAGGUGUUUGCAUUCUGAAGGAUUGCGCAAUGCUCAUUAUGGAUGAGGCAGACAAACUUCUAUCUCCAGAGUUUCAGCCUUCGAUAGAACAGCUGAUAUGUUUUCUUCCUGCAAAUCGGCAGAUAUUAAUGUUUUCGGCAACAUUUCCUGUAACAGUGAAGCAAUUUAAAGACCGAUAUCUGCCAAAACCUUAUAUAAUUAAUCUUAUGGACGAACUUACUCUAAAGGGAAUAACACAAUAUUAUGCUUUUGUAGAAGAAAGACAAAAGGUUCACUGUCUCAAUACCCUUUUCUCAAAGCUUCAAAUAAACCAAUCUAUCAUAUUCUGCAAUUCGGUUAAUCGGGUAGAACUAUUGGCAAAGAAAAUCACGGAGCUUGGUUAUUCCUGCUUUUACAUUCAUGCUAAGAUGUUGCAAGACCAUCGGAAUCGAGUCUUUCAUGACUUUCGUAAUGGUGCAUGCAGGAAUCUCGUUUGUACAGAUCUUUUUACAAGGGGUAUUGACAUUCAAGCUGUUAACGUUGUUAUCAACUUUGAUUUUCCCAAGAACUCUGAGACAUAUCUCCACCGGGUUGGGCGUUCAGGAAGGUUUGGUCACCUUGGUUUAGCAGUUAACCUGAUCACAUAUGAGGAUCGUUUCAACUUGUAUAGGAUUGAGCAAGAACUUGGAACUGAGAUAAAGCAGAUUCCUCCUCAGAUAGAUCAGGCUAUCUACUGCAGAUGAUCCAUGAUAAUUAUGUUCGGCAUCCUUGGAAUUGGCGGAUGAUUAGAAGACCUUUUUCGCCUGUGUAUAUUGUCUUAUCAUGUUUGUGGAGAUUCUUAUGGGUGGACUUCAGCUAAUGAAUGAUGAUUGGUUGGUGGGGGCUUGAAUGGGCUGAUCGCCGACUUAUUGCACCUUUAGAUUUGUAUUUACUCUUUGCUGGGAUCAGAAGCCUCAGUUACAAUCUCAUAUACACCAAGAAGCAUCAGCAAUAGCGAGGUACAAUGGAGUGUUGGCGAAGUCUGUACCCCAUAAUGUGGGAUGGUGUAAUUGAAUAGCACGAUAAGCCAACAAAUCUGCUGGUUGGUUCGAUUCAUGAGAGUCGGGAACCUGGAAGGAUUGUAGAGAACCCGAGUCAGUGGGAAAUUUGAAAGGAUUGUAAAGAACCAGUCGGUGGAUUUGUUGGAAGGAAAGGAUGAGAAAAGUGCGUCAGGGUCUGCCUUCCAGAGAAGGGUGUUACCCAACAGGAAUCCAGCUGCCUGUAAGUUAACCUUGUGGCAGGAGCCGAGUCUCUCUGGAGGGGAAAGAGAGUAAGCAAGAAGAGUCCUUCCAAGAACAGCCCGUCCAAGAUGUCUGCUGAUGAAGCUGGAGAGACCCCGAGGGGUUGGGUGGGGGUAAAACCACAACCCCGUCUGGUGUGUCCCAAUAUUCAUUUGCUAGCAAAAUAUCUCUAUCUCGGCUUGCUUAUAUAUAUAUUCUCUGAAACAAUGCUUGGUCUGGCUAGCUUACCAAAGCACAUAGCCUAGAUUAAAAAAGAAUAAUAAAAAAAAGCUACACGCUGAUUUACGUUGCUGCUGUAAAACGAUUGCAGCUUGAGGGUAAUAAGAAUGGAAUUACCACAGAAAUCUUCUGUUUUCUUUCCGGCAAGAAGACAAUUCAAUUUUUCGUUCCUGUAAUCUUCCGUAUUCUCUAUUCUCUAUGCUUUGUCUGCUUCCUUCUUAGUCAAUGAAAAAGUGAAAGUAUCCUAUAAGUCAGUCCCAAACCAACCAUCCUAACUUAAAAGCAGCGCAUGGGAAUAACGCGACCAUGCAUACCCCAUUGUACGAAUAUCAAGAUUCUAGAACUAUUCAUUCAGAUGGAAGAUCUAUAGUGAAAACAUAAGUAAUUAAUGGGAAUUAGGCGACGUUAUUUCACUCUUGUUGGAACUGAGUGGUUGAGGUGUGAGGUAGGGGUUCCGCGGGCAAUCAAACCUACGAGGAGAAAGAGGUCUGUAAUCUUCUGUUUUCUUACAACAGAUUGUUCGGGUACUGAACCUCGGAACAACAUUCCUCACGUCAACGAUUAAUUAGAAUCAGGCACAAAUGACGGACGUCAGAGAUGACAUGGAUGGGGUGGAGCUAGGAGGAGAAGAAAAAGAAAAAACCAAAAGCACUCCAGGAGCAAUGAGAGAUGAAGUGUUGAUUCUUCUCGGAGAGGCACUUACGCAUGUCGGUAGAGCUGCAUCCUCGAAGGUGUCGUUAUAUGACAUGACAAAAAUUUUACCUUUCAUUGAUGUUGUUUAAAAUAUGGCUUUUGCUCCCUUAGUUUAUGGGCGGGCUGAUAUUAACUAAUGGAAAGGCCAUUUCGAUCAUUUGAAAAUAAAAACCGGACAAUGGCUAUGGCAGCUUCAAGAAUAAUUAGAUUGACACAGGAGAUAAGAAUCGAGCACUCGGAGACUGUAACACCCCGG
Molecule: messenger RNA, 3501 nt
Organism: Elaeis guineensis (African oil palm)
Lineage: Eukaryota; Viridiplantae; Streptophyta; Magnoliopsida; Arecales; Arecaceae
Product: DEAD-box ATP-dependent RNA helicase 8
Molecular function (GO): nucleic acid binding; RNA helicase activity; ATP binding
Source: RefSeq, a predicted model, not a curated record